Messenger RNA from Cuscuta europaea, 1110 nucleotides. The record is from the annotation of a GenBank genome assembly. NCBI's taxonomy places the organism in Eukaryota, Viridiplantae, Streptophyta, Magnoliopsida, Solanales, Convolvulaceae.
UAUACCAAAAUUGCUAAAUUGUUUUUACAUUUUUUUAAGAAUAAGUCACCCCCCGCCCUAGGCCCUGAAACCGGCGGAACCUGCCCGGAACGCAAGCAACUGAUAACAGACUGAUCAGUACGGCAGUACCCUACCGGGCUGGGAAAAUGGCAUCAGCGUGUUUGCUGCUUCCACUAGGUUGUAUAUUUGGCAAAACCAAUUCCACCAAUGGUAAAAGAUCAUACAAAAUAAAUAUAGGUGCUGAAAUACAAUCAGUAAACACUAUUGAGCAUCAGAAUGGGUAUGCUGUGAUGAACCGCAGAAGCUUAAUGAACAUAGGAGUUGGACUUCUAAGUUUCGAGAGUGGCUCUACAUUUGUUAGAGCUGCUGGAUUGCCCCCCGAAGAGAAACCAAAACUGUGUGAUGAGUCAUGUGAGAAAGAGCUUGAAAAUGUACCCAUGGUAACUACGGAGUCUGGGUUGCAAUACAAGGACAUUAAAGUUGGCCGAGGACCUAGUCCUCCUGUUGGAUUUCAGGUAGCUGCAAAUUAUGUUGCAAUGGUUCCAUCUGGCCAAAUAUUUGACAGUUCACUGGAGAAGAGGCAAGUAUACAUUUUCCGGGUCGGCUCUGGUCAGGUCAUCAAGGGGCUAGACGAAGGGAUCCUCAGCAUGAAAGUGGGAGGAAAACGCCGCCUCUACAUCCCCGGACCACUGGCAUUUCCGAAGGGUCUGACAUCUGCUCCGGGAAGGCCACGUGUGCCUCCCAGCAGCCCAGUUAUCUUCGAUGUGAGUCUAGAGUACAUUCCCGGACUUGAGGACGAGGAGUAAGGUCAUUCAGCAUUUACUCAUCACAUUGCGCUACUCCCCAUUCAUUUUUUUAUAUCCACACGCAAUUGCAUGUAAACCUCAAUGAACGAACAUUGUAAUCCCCAAUUUUGUGUUACCACCUAACAGAAGUAAAAACCCCCUACUUCCCCAACGUGUUUCGAAAAAAAAGGAGAAAACUGUUAAAAACAUUCAUUUAGGAACUAUGAUGCACAAACAUACAUAAAUCAAGGGGGUGUCCCCAACUUUGAGUUUGAAAGAUUUCGGAGGAUUAUGGAUUUCAUAGGAUAUUAAUGGAAUUUGAUAG